GUACGUCAGUGAGUUCCGGAGCGGAGUGCUGAGGCACGCGGAGGUAGUGGAGCGGCGCUCGGUCAGUCUCGAGUCCCCGGACACAGGGCGGAGGGAGCAUCGCCUCCUGCUUCAGCCGCUUUAAACUGACAACGUGACCAGGAGCAAGUAUUGGCACGAGUGAAUCUGGUGACAAUUAGGAAUGGCAAAUCGGGGAGGCACAGCGCGACCCAAUGGACCAGCUGCUGCUAACAAAAUUUGCCAGUUCAAGCUUGUUCUACUUGGAGAGUCUGCUGUUGGCAAAUCUAGUUUAGUUCUCCGUUUUGUGAAGGGACAGUUCCAUGAAUAUCAAGAAAGUACUAUUGGUGCUGCUUUCCUAACUCAGACUGUAUGCUUGGAUGACACGACUGUGAAGUUUGAAAUAUGGGAUACAGCAGGGCAAGAAAGAUAUCACAGCUUGGCCCCAAUGUACUAUCGAGGAGCACAGGCUGCCAUAGUGGUAUAUGAUAUUACAAAUGAUGACACUUUUGUACGUGCCAAGAAUUGGGUUAAGGAACUUCAGAGGCAAGCAAGUCCUAACAUUGUAAUAGCUUUAGCAGGAAACAAGGCUGAUCUUGCUAACAAGAGAGCAGUAGAGUUCCAGGAAGCACAGUCCUAUGCAGACGACAACAGCUUACUAUUCAUGGAGACAUCUGCAAAGACUUCAAUGAAUGUGAACGAAAUAUUUUUGGCAAUAGCAAAGAAAUUGCCUAAGAAUGAGCCACAGAGUACAGGACUAAACGGCGGAAGAAGCAGAGGAGUAGAUCUUCAUGAACCCACUCAACAGACUAAGAGCCAGUGCUGUAGUAACUAGGCUUGUUUCUAAUGUAAUUCCAUUUCCAAGUAUCCACCUCACUACUGCUUUGUAAUGGAAGAACUGGUGAUAACAAAUGAUCCUCAACAAUUUCAAAAUUUAAAGGGGAAAGCAUAUAGUUACAUUUCUAAUACAAGAUUUCUGUCUUAAGAACUUAAAAAUGUAAUGUGUUCUUCUCUUCAGUUGGUAGAUGCAUGCAUCGCUCAAUAUAAGCAUAAACUUUGCCUUCUGUAGGGAUGAACUAAUGAAAAAUGAAAUCUUAAAACCUGCUUAAAUUGGUUCAAUUUAAUGUAAGCUAUUGAAAUUUGUACCAUUUAACUAUCCAAUUAUUAACUAAGAGGUGACCUUUUGGUUAAUCCUUAAGUGUUUACAUUGGAUGUACAGUACAUAAAACCAAUAUCUAACUAUUUAUUGGAAAUAACUUUAUAAUGUAAAAUUUCCUUCAAUCUGAUCAGCAAAUUAUAAUGGAAUUGAACUUUAUUUUAGCAGGUUGUUGUGUAAAAGCUAUCCACUCUUGCACUAAUAUUUCUUGUGUAUAUUCCCUAUCAUUACUUUGCAAUUUUACUGAGAUCCAUUUCUUGUAAAUAAGGUAUUAAGACUUGGUCUGCAUUUACAUAAAUUUAUCAGUCUGCUCUGCUAGGAAUGCUGUACUGAAAAAUCAUUUAAAUACAGAACUAAUUGAAGUAGAUCAGAUUUGUUCUAGAAGGGUUAUGAAAAACUUUAUAAUUAUGAUAUAAAUAUGACAUAGAGCACUCUACAAUUGUAUGUACUGUAAGUAAUGACCAUGUAUUCCUUCAGUAAUUUUUUCCAGCCAGCUCCCAAAUGUGUGCUUUUUUUGGUUACAGGGUGUUUCUUUUUCCAUUGUAAUGCACAGUUUUUUGUAGUUACAGUUUGCAGUACUGUGGACAUAUCUUCUAAAAGGUGAAUUAUCUGAAAUCAAUAGCACAAUAUGUAAAGCAUUUUGUCAUUGCAUCUAGCAAAAGGAGCAAGGGUAAUGGCUUUGCAUUUAACAAUCGGUUAACUAAUGAAUUUUAUUUUAAAUGCGAUAAUCAAGACCAUAGUCAUAAUCUGAUGUAAACUCUUCCUCCUUUGGCUCAAUCCAUGUGAAUGCAGUGUUUCAGAACUAAAAUUAACAUUUAAAGGUUUUUGUAUUUAUUCACCUAUUAGAAAUUGGACUGUCUCUAAUCAAUUUGUUAAAAUAUACAUGUAAAUAAAUAUAUUCAAAA
This is a messenger RNA of Chiloscyllium plagiosum (whitespotted bambooshark), 2058 nucleotides long. RefSeq names its product ras-related protein Rab-5A. Lineage: Eukaryota; Metazoa; Chordata; Chondrichthyes; Orectolobiformes; Hemiscylliidae. Gene Ontology annotation, molecular function: GTP binding; GTPase activity. The record is from RefSeq and is a predicted model, not a curated record.